Zasmidium cellare ATCC 36951 is the source of this 546-nucleotide messenger RNA. RefSeq lists its product as uncharacterized. The coding region runs from base 1 to 546 and encodes 181 amino acids. The record is from RefSeq and is a predicted model, not a curated record. The transcript has a single exon. NCBI's taxonomy places the organism in Eukaryota, Fungi, Ascomycota, Dothideomycetes, Mycosphaerellales, Mycosphaerellaceae.
AUGUCGUCCAUCACAUCAACAGUCGCGCCAAUGGAUACCUACAAGAACCUCAACGGCUUCGACUAUAUGCCUCACUACCAGCACUAUGCCGCAGUUCUCGAGGCCGGUGGAUUGCAGUUGUCCAGUCCAGAACAACGAUAUCUCAUCGAUGUGAUACGAAAAGAGACAGCGACGCCUGCAAAGAAGAUGAAUCAAGGACAUGGACGUCGAUCAACGAAGCACUAUAUCGUGCAGCCUCCGACUCCUCGUUCACAGCUGGCGACUCCCAAACGGAAUGAGAUUUCUCAAUACUGCAGCUUGCGUAUUACGAGUCAAGUAGAGGAUCUCCUUCGCUCGCUCCUUGGAGAUCGUGACCGGGUUGUGGAACGAGCGAGCGGUCCUUCCGUUCAAUCCCCAGCACCAGCGAGGUCCGGCCAUUCCACAAGCGCCAAAGAAGUCCAGGAGUCGGUGUCGACAGGACAUGCCGCCAUAUUGAUUCCCUUUUCAGAUGACGAGGAAGACCAGAAACCUUACAUCAAACAGGAUGACGACGAGGACGAGAGGUGA